Messenger RNA from Alternaria postmessia, 1131 nucleotides. RefSeq lists its product as uncharacterized. The record is from RefSeq and is a predicted model, not a curated record. Gene Ontology annotation, biological process: proteolysis. Gene Ontology annotation, molecular function: metalloexopeptidase activity. Bases 1 to 1131 code for a protein of 376 amino acids. NCBI's taxonomy places the organism in Eukaryota, Fungi, Ascomycota, Dothideomycetes, Pleosporales, Pleosporaceae. The transcript is spliced from 3 exons.
AUGAAGUCUGCAGCUCUCCUUGCCGCAGUAUGUGCGACCGCUGUGUUUGCGAAGCCAGAGCAGGUCGCGCCCAGGGCGCUAUUUACUAUUGAAGUCGCUCCUGGAGAGACUACCCAGAUCACAGAAGAAGAGAGAUGGGAACUUUCCGCUAGCGGCGGCUGCGGAAGCCAUUUCUUCGACAUCAGUGACUCCCAUGUCGCACCUCUCGCAGUCAGAGCAGGACCACCCUACCCCAAAAAGUUCAAAUACCAAGAAAACGUCAAGCGACUUUUCCCGAAACUCAGUUGGGAUAACAUCAAAAAGAACUUAGAGUACUACUCUACCUUUCACACGCGUUUUUUCGAAACCGAAACCGGCGCCGAGGCUGCGCAGUGGCUUCUUGGUCAGGUUCAAGAUGUAGUAUUGAAGUCUGGAAAGAAGGGUGUUACUGCCGAAGCAUUCCCACACGCACGAUGGCCGCAAAACUCUGUCGUUGCGCGUGUCCAAGGACGAAGCAACAGGACUGUAGUUGUGGGUGCUCAUCUCGACUCUAUCAACUCAGCAGACCGAAUGAAUGGACGUGCGCCAGGUGUUGAUGAUGACGGUAGCGGCUCGUUCCUUAUCCUAGAAGCUCUCCGCGUAUUGCUAAGCGACAAAGACUUCGGCCCAAGCAAGCUGCAAAACUCCAUCGAGUUCCACUGGUACGCGGCGGAGGAGGGAGGACUGCGUGGUAGUCAAGACAUCUUCACGCAAUACGCGGCUGCCGGCAGGGAUAUCUGGGCCAUGUUACAGCAGGAUAUGGUUGGAUACACAAAGGGUACUAUUAACGCUGGAAAGCCAGAGAGCUUUGGUCUUAUCACCGAUUUCACGGAUCCGGCGCUUAACGAGUACAUCACUCGCGUCAUCAAGGAGUACACCGACAUCACAUAUGUGAACAGCACAUGUGGAUACGCGUGUUCCGAUCAUGGCUCUGCGAUGAGGAGUGGCUUCCCCGCGUCGUUCGUCUUCGAAUCUGCUUUUGAGUACCGAAACCCUUACAUCCACACUGCCAAUGACACCAUGGAACACAUGGAUCCCGACCACGUAAUUCAACAUGGCCAGCUCGUCUUGGGAUACAUAUAUGAGCUUGGAUUCAGUAAGCAUGACCUGUAG